AGUCGAGAGUAAAGGCUCAAAACAGAUGAACUGUUAUUUAAACGUGCGGUGUAUUACCAACUAGAGACAACGUGAGUCGCAUUAAAUAUUUUCAGGAAAAGGUUUCAUUUUCAACUACGAAAAAAAAAUCCAUAGAAAAUCUAUGAUCGGAGUGCGAUUAAUGUGACUUCUGAAUGCAAACAGACAAACGUAACAGAGCACCGAUCUAGUCGGUCCAUUUUUUACACUGGCAGCAACUGUCUUUGCUAGUGCAACUCGAAUACAAACUUAACUUUCUUAAAUCAAUUUGAAUAUAUUUUCACAAUAUACAGUUUAUUGUGUUAUGUAAUGAGACACCAAGUCUCUCCGCGAGACCUGUGCUAGGAAUGAAACCUCACGUUGGGUUAACAGCAACACCUUUGUGAACUAGCACCACUUAGCCAUUUAACGUUAGCUGCUGCUAGCUGGCUGAAUUGGUCAGCUUCUUCUCUGAUAUCAAAAGACCCAAUUGAUCUAUUUAUAUAGUCCUAAUAUUUUCCUCAUGGAUCUGAAUUUUUACUCGGAUCUCUCUGACGGGACUGGUCAACAUGUUGAUUCUGAGUUUAUGGAAAACUCGUCUUACAAUGGAUAUGAUUCAGUGAACAAGUUUGCAGGUGCCAACGAGUCAUACCUGACCAUCAGUGGACCUGGUCAUCAUUUUCUUGAGAAAACAUUCCAUACACCCUGUCUGGGUGAUGAAGAGUUUGAAAUCCCAAUCUCCUUGGAUCCAGAUUCUGCGCUCACCAUAGAGGAUGUGGAGGCCCAUUUUGGAGAGUUGGCCGAACAGGCUGAGAGCUCAAGGGGUCCUGGAGUUGGAAAUAGUCUUGCCAGUAAUACUGUAGUUGGGGGGAAUGAUCCCUCUUUUUCCUCUGCUUUCAUGAAUCCGUCUUCUCAGGGCAUAGAGCAUCUGAGUUUGGGUGUGAUUAACCAGCCUGGAGGAAGUGCACUACUGAGCUCAACUCUGGGUGUGGAUCUCAGCCAUUCUGUUGGCUCCCAUUUUAAUAGUUCCUCCUCCAUGACUAUUGAUGUUCCAAUAAACGACAUGAGCCACAGUCUCUUAGGACACAAUCAGCUCACCACCAUAGACCAUUCAGAUCUAAGUGCUCAGUUAGGGCUCAGCCUUGGUGGUGGAGCCAAGUCACCUGACCAAACGCUGUCAACCACACCAUCUCCUUCUGGGUCAUUGCAGGAUGAAGACAUGGAUGACUUCAGACAAAAAACCAUGCUGGUAGACUACUCUUCAGCCUCUGCGACGAUCAUACCGCACCUCCCCAACUUGACGGGUUCCACCCAGCUCUCUUCUGCUCCUCCAGUUGUGGUGAGAAGGGUUGGCGGUAAGCCGGCCAUGGUGCCUGUGACCACAGUGGACACGGGAGCAACACUGGGAGGCAAAAAAGGAAAGAAGAAAAAGGAUCCCAAUGAACCACAGAAACCAGUGUCAGCCUAUGCUCUGUUCUUCAGAGACACCCAGGCAGCCAUUAAGGGCCAGAACCCCAAUGCUACAUUCGGAGAAGUGUCCAAGAUAGUGGCAUCCAUGUGGGACAGCCUGGGCGAAGAGCAAAAACAGGUUUACAAGAGGAAAACCGAGGCAGCUAAGAAAGAGUAUCUGAAAGCUUUAGCAGCAUACAGAGCAAAUCAACUCUCAAGACCAUAUUCUGAGGUGGAGGAUAGCGCUCCUUCCACUCCUCCCUCUGUCCCCUGUCCUGCACCCGUCAUCCCUGCUCCUGCUGCCCCUGCCCGUCCACGCCUGACCCCCAUCCCUGAGCAGAACACCAUCACCAACAUCUGUGCAUCCAAUAUUAUCCUCGACCUGCCUCAAGUCACCACCCGUUCCCGCACGGGUUCUCUACCCUUGGCCAUCGGCCAGCCCCUGACCCCUAACCCCAGCCCAACACCCACCGUCACAAAAAUCAUUAUCUCCAAGCAGAUGCUACAGGGAGGUUCUCAGCUCCACCAGAUCCCCACCUCCAUGGUGACGGUGAUUCCGGCCGGAGUACGGGCCGUGCAUCCGGCUUCUGCUGGACGACAGCCUCCACCACUGCAGCAGAUGCAGGGCACCCCACCUCCACCACGUCUGCAGCAGAUGGUACAAACCCAAGCCCCGCCGCCUCUUCAGGCCAAGCCCCGUGGAGGGGCAGGAAGUUCUGUGGCCGUCACGGCUACGCCUCCACCGCCUCUUCAGAUAAAGAUUGUGCCCGCUUCUAUACACUCUGACCUGUCCACGCCAAUUAUUGUUACUACAGCAACAAGUGCCAAUACAGUUAUUUCCUCAUCCACCAUCUCAGCCUUAGCACAUCCUGCCCCUGUUGAGGUGAAAGUGGAAGAGCCCAAAGAGGAGUUGGCUACUGGGACGGAUGAGGCUCUGACGGAGGAAGCCGAAGUGAUGGAGAUGGAGGUAAGUGUUGCUCCUGCGGUCUCCUCUUCCACCCCUCCUGUGAAUCUCUGUGUCCGUGCUGGAUGCACAAACCUGGCUGUGGACAGUCGAGACUGGGAUAAGGAGUAUUGCAGCAAUGAAUGUGUGGCCACACACUGCAGGGAUAUUUUCAUGGCCUGGUGUUCAAUCAAGAGCCAGAACUCAGCCACUGUCAAAUAAAUGAAACAAAAUCCUCCUGAUUCUGGGUCUUAGCAUGCCUGGAUGUGUCUUUUUAAUAAUAACACAACAGAAUUUUACUGGAAUUACUAGUGAAAGUUUAGUGUUUUUGUUGUAAAUAUCUAAGGCAUGAAAAUGGCAGUGGAAAAAUCACUCUAUGAAAGGACAAAUUAUGUCUUUGUUACAACUGCUGAUAAUAUACUGCAAACAUCAUGUUUUGACAUUUGUUUUCCUAGUUGAAACUGUCAGAAAAGGACGUAUGGACAUGUUUGGACCUUGUAUUGUUUCCACUCAGGUUUGGGCCAGUGGUUUGUUUUAUUUUUUAUAUAUAUGUUACUAGUUAAUGUGUUAAAGUGAGACAAAUCCGAACCAUUGUAUUAUUUUCGAAUGCAGUCAUUUUUGAUUAAGAUGACAAAUUUAAGAGUAUUAGUGGACCUCAAACAGUAAUGCAAUCAGUCUGCAAUUCUAUUAUAUUUUCAGUUUUCUUGUGUUUGUACUGACAGUGUCUUAGAUCAGUGUUCACAAGUGCUCUUGUGUAAAAUCUUUUUGCCUUAGUUAUGGGGUUUUGCUGACUUUUUUUUUAGAUUGUGUUACAGAAAUGACUUGAGUAUUAAUAAAAGGCAGCCAAAAUGGACAAAGUUUCAGAAUUCAUUUCAUUUCAAUUUAGUUCGUAAGAAUUUGUAAUCUGGAAAACAUGACUGAAUAGAGAUCACUUUUACAAGUCGCAAGCUUAAAAAAAAAAA
Molecule: messenger RNA, 3351 nt
Organism: Pimephales promelas (fathead minnow)
Lineage: Eukaryota; Metazoa; Chordata; Actinopteri; Cypriniformes; Leuciscidae
Gene: tox4a
Product: TOX high mobility group box family member 4 a
Biological process (GO): regulation of transcription by RNA polymerase II
Cellular component (GO): nucleus
Molecular function (GO): chromatin DNA binding
Source: RefSeq, a predicted model, not a curated record